CAUUCAGUGUGUCUUGCUAAUGUAAACAAUAUCACAUAGGAAUACACAUUAACCAAGUCUUAGCUACAUACUACGAUACAUCCAACCAAAAAGUGUGGCGUUAUUGCUUUUUGUUUGCACCUCAUAUACAGUCCAAUAAUCGUGACUCAACGGUAUUGUUAUCAGCAGAUUACAUAUGACAGUUUUAGGGCGUAGCUUAGCUUGCUGUGCCUUCACAUCCCCUGUCCUCAAUGUUUUUGCAGUUUUGAGUUUCUGACUUUGGCUGCGUUUUUGACAGUAGGAUUCAUAUUCCACUCUGGUUUGUUCUGUUGUAUUAUUCCCUAUUUAUCUUAUUGAUCCAGUGUUUUAAGGUCUUUGUCAAGAUGCAUGUACUGCUUCUCAAAGAGCCAAGAGAUGGAGAAUCUGGACCUGAUCCUUACAUUAAGGAGCUGGCAUCACAUGGACAUAAAGGAACCCUUAUUCCUGUGCUGUCUUUUAAGUUCAUCUCAUUAAACACCUUGUCAGAUAAGCUUUUCCAACCUGAAAAACAUGGAGGCCUUAUAUUUACCAGUCCAAGAGCAGUGGAGGCUGUGAAGAUAUGCUUAGAAGCAGAAGAAAGGAUGGAAGAAUGGAACAGCUCUGUGAAAGAUAAAUGGAACACCAAGUCCAUCUAUGUGGUUGGAAAGGCAACUGCUGCAUUAGUACAAAAUUUGGGUCUGAAACCAUUGGGCGAGGACACAGGGACAGCAGAGGUCCUAUCACGUGUGAUCAUUGAACGAGAAGACACAAAUAUUCCACCACUUUUUUUCCCCUGUGGCUCAAUCAAAAGGGAAGUCUUGCCGACGGCUUUAAGGGACAACGGAGUGCCCCUGGAGACGCUGACUGUCUAUCAAACAGCUGAACAUCCAGAUCUGGAGAAAAAUCUAAAGAACUAUUUCACAGAGCAGGGCACUCCAGCCAGCAUAGCUUUCUUCAGUCCGUCAGGAGUGAAGUUUUGCCUAGAAGUGGUGCGGAGGCUGUCAGGUGAACAGCUGACUCAAAUAAAGUUUGCAACCAUAGGGCCUACUACACAAGACGCUAUGACUGCAGAAGGCCUGUGUGUCAGCUGUACUGCAGAAAAGCCAACACCUGAACACCUGGCAGCAGCGAUAGCCAAAGCUCUACAAUAACCACCCACAGGCUCUUGAAUCCAUCCACUUUAUCUUCUCUAUGUAUAUUCUGUAUUAUUCAUGUGUAUUGUCAUUUGUCUGUGUUACUUUACUGCCCAUCUUUCCAGUUUUAUAUGUAUAUCAGCUGUUUUUUUGGAAAAAAAAUGGAAACGAAUGUAAUUAUAAUUCUAUUUGUAUUAAGCUUGCUCAGGAAGGUAAACGUUUAUUUUUGAAAAUAAACUUUGGUCAAUGUGGUAAAACAAA
This is a messenger RNA of Micropterus dolomieu (smallmouth bass), 1391 nucleotides long. It is a transcript of the gene uros, whose product is annotated as uroporphyrinogen III synthase. The record is from RefSeq and is a predicted model, not a curated record. Bases 363 to 1148 code for a protein of 261 amino acids. The transcript is spliced from 9 exons. Gene Ontology annotation, molecular function: uroporphyrinogen-III synthase activity. Gene Ontology annotation, biological process: uroporphyrinogen III biosynthetic process. Lineage: Eukaryota; Metazoa; Chordata; Actinopteri; Centrarchiformes; Centrarchidae.